AUGUCGGCGACUUCAACACUUAGCUCUGGCUCCGAGAGGCUGGAGGCAUGGACUCGACGAUCUCAGCCAAUGAUUGAAAUUGAUCUGACCGGACCGAAGCCUGGCCAUUUCAACUGCUACACGACUGCGGAUAGCAUCGAUGGCACCGUGACCGUUACUGUGGAACAUGAAACGCCAUUUGACGAGGUUGAGAUCGUUUUUGAUGGUACAUCUCGAACUAAGGUGGAACGAGGAUCAUACCCUGGCCGCAUGGGAUCGCAACAUAUGUUCCUCAAUUUGCGUCAACCGAUUGAGGAUAUUGAAUAUCCAACCCCUCGAGUACUGAAACGAGGUCGUUCAUAUCAAUUCCCCUUCACAUUUGUCGUUCCAGAUCGCCUGCUACCCCAGGUCUGUACCCACAUCAAGAAGAACGCCCACGUUAGACGUUCUCACACUAUGCUUCCGCCGACUCUGGGUGAUCCUAUGCUUCAAAACAAUGGCAAGACUCUCCUAGAUGAUAUGUCUCCCGAUAUGUCGCAGGUGGCUUAUAUUGUUCGAGCAUCCGUUUACCAAAAACAACUCACCGGCCACGGAGUCAAGUCUAUCGUCGCCGUUGACAAAAAAGUCCGAAUCAUCCCACUUGUGGAGGAAGAACCUCCAGUCGAUAUUUCCGGAACCACGUCUCUUUAUAUGCGAAAUGAACAAAGCGUUAAGCGCGGAACCUUACGAGGUAAACUGGGCCGACUCGUCGCCGCAACAUCGCAGCCUAAGCCUAUUCGAUUGCUUCCCCCAAAUUGCGAACCGUCCGAUACUGUGAGUACCGUGGCUACCGUAAACCUGCGAUUCGAACCCGUCGGAAACGAGCAACCACCACCGCUAGGAACAAUGAUUAGCAAGCUCCGCGCAAGUACGUUCUACAGCGCCUCACCAUGGGACGACUUCCCCUCCUCAACAGGCGUUCCUUUUGGGCAAAUUGACCGCGGACUGUAUACAGAGGCUGUCCCUCUCUCCACAAUGUGUGUCGCCUCGGCACAAUGGACCAAACAAACAUACGACUCGCGACCUUAUUCUGCCACAUCAUCAUCCGACUCUUUAUCAACGGGCCUGUCCUCCACAUACGCCGGAGAUACGUACUAUACCGCUUCGCUCGUUAUCCCAGUCACACUCCCAAAAUCAAAGGCUUUCGUCCCAACAUUCCACUCCUGUCUCAUGUCUCGCACCUACUCCCUCGAACUCUCAUUGACAUAUCACACACCUGCGACGAACAUAAUGACACCGACUAUUUCCCUGCGCGUCCCGAUUCAGUUCACCAGUGAGAGACUCUCUCAAGUCUUCCCGGUAUGA
Molecule: messenger RNA, 1323 nt
Organism: Penicillium vulpinum
Lineage: Eukaryota; Fungi; Ascomycota; Eurotiomycetes; Eurotiales; Aspergillaceae
Exons: 2
Coding region: 1-1323 (440 amino acids)
Source: RefSeq, a predicted model, not a curated record